This is a messenger RNA of Capsella rubella, 481 nucleotides long. RefSeq names its product oxysterol-binding protein-related protein 1B. Lineage: Eukaryota; Viridiplantae; Streptophyta; Magnoliopsida; Brassicales; Brassicaceae. The transcript has a single exon. The record is from RefSeq and is a predicted model, not a curated record. Bases 77 to 466 code for a protein of 129 amino acids.
AGUUUCUUGGAUUCACCUUUAUUGUUCAAACGAAAACCAAAUCUGGUGGUCCAUUUUACGGUUUUUACAUGCAGACAUGUUUCGUGAUUCUACCAUUAACAUCUCUACAUGCAUGAUUGUUCUAUAUAUAAGCCAUACAUUACCCUUAUACUCUCUUUCUUGUUUCCAAAAGCAGAGUGGUAAACCGAAAGAAAUAACUAAAAAGUCUAAAAUAAUGGAAGCUAGAGUAAUUUCUUGCACUACUUCUGGAGACGAUAAGGUCUUGAAGAUUGCUGUUCCGAAUCAUCAAGCAGUUGCUAAAUACGAAGCAGGAGAAAACGAAACGACCAUUGUUGUUUCAGAUGAUACUUGCUCGGAGAAUGAUGUCAAAGAGAUUAAGAAGUGUUGUGAGAAGCUAGGGUACGUUUACGAAGGCAGACUUAACGAAGAAUACACUCAAACCAACACUGGACCUGGUUUGGUCUGAAACUUUCAUAAUUAU